CAUGAUGUUGGACAACCGGACGGGGAGUUCUUGUCUGAGGAAAGCGAAGGAUGUCUUCUCGCAGGCAUUUGUAGAACCUGGAGAUGACAAUUAACCUACUGGUGGCCUACGUCUGUCGCCUGUCUGGAAAUAAUCUCUGCUAUGCUGUUGACGACCUCAACAAGGUAGCCACUGACCUGCCUGAGGGAUGGAGUCUCUCUUCGGGGGCGAGCUGGGCCUCCUGGGCGGGGGAGAGGGGCUGAGGGAGGAUGGCUGCGGCUUGGGGUCGGGGGUCAACUGGUCGGCCUCACCCAUCCAAGAUGACAUGUACCCCUCCCACUUCGCCCUGGCCGCCGCCUACCAUGACAUCAAGACACGAUUGGCCAGCCUGGAGCGAGAGAACAGCAGCAUCAAGAGGAAGCUGAAGAAUUAUGAGGUCAAGUUCCCUAUGAUCAGUGAGUUUGAGGAGGAGAGGACCCUACAGUGCUGCUCCUGUGAACCCAAGGAGACCAGCCUACUGCAGUCGGAGACCACCAACCUGCAACAGAGAGUCAACUCACUCACACAGGAGCUCCAGAAGAGUAAAGAGCGAGAGGAGAGACUGGAGGAUGUGAUUCAGGCCUAUGAAAAGAUCCACAUGGAGAAGAGUAACGUUCAGAGAGACCUGGACAAAAUGACGACACUAGCAGAGCAGCAUAAGGAGCGUAUCUGUGGUCUGGAGUCAGCUCUGAGGCAGAGGGAGGGGUCCCUGCAGAAACUCAGUGCUCAGCAGCACAGCAAGAACAUUCAUUACCUACAGCUACACACCAGUCUGGACGUGCCUCGCGAGCGGAAUGGGCGGGGUCCGACCCUGCAGAGCUCUCGUAGUCUGGACGCCAUGUCCGACAUGAAGCUGCAGCGGUUGGAGGCGGAGCUAGAAGGGGCGCAGCAGCAGGCCCAGGGGGCAUGUCAGAGAGAGAAGGAGAUGAAGGAGGAGCUACAGAGGCUGCAGACAGAGAUCAGAGAGCUGCAGCAGGAUGUACAGAGACAGCAGGAGGUGACCACACCCUGUGAGCACUGUGACGUGGAGUGGAUAAAGAAGGCAGGAGAUGAACAGGUGAACCUGGCGUUGGCCUACACUGAGCUGACAGAGGAGCUGGGUCGUGUGAGAGGUCUGGCUGUCAAACAGACUGAGAUCUUCAGGAAGGCAUCCCACGAUCAGAUGGUCCUAAGACACUCCCCAGCCCCCCAGCGUCGCUCCCCGGCCUCCCAACGCCCCUCCCCAGACCGCCUCCACCCUCACCCCUCUCCCUCUCCUCCCCUCUCACCUUCCUCCCCCCCUUCUGGCCACACUUCCUACUCCCCCACUGGCCUCUCUUACUCACCCACCGGCACAGCCUCCUAUUCCUGCCGGCCAACCAGCCAACGGCUGCGUGCCCGCUUCCAGGGGCGCCGCAGCUACUCGGAGGUGGCCGACUCGUCUGCCCACCAGAGGCCCCCGCCUAGGCUGCUCCGUGACCCGGUCGCCACCCUGCCCAAGCCCAGGAACAUGGGGGAGUCUGGGGCCUACUCCCGCCCGCCCAGGGUUUCCCUGGUGGGGCUCCCCCGGCCGGCCUCAGCCCGUGGAGCUGUAGGAGGUGGUGGUGGAGGAGGAGGAGGAGGAGGAGGAGGAGGAGGAAACAGCCUGAGCAGUAGUCCCCACCACCAUGCCCUGGGGCUGGGCUUCCCUCUAGCUGCAGAGGGGCGCCACUUCUGUCAUUUGGAGGAUCCCCUGGCCCCCACCCCACUGGUCACCCCGCCCCAGUCGUCUGACGAUGAGGAGGAGUGGAGGUGCCCAUCCCCGGUCUCCAGUCCUCCCAGGACACUGGGGGCCAUGGGGGUAAGCUCACGGGAACCUCCUCCCUGCCCCUCCUUCUUGGCCCCAAAGGGCCCGGCUAACUUCACCUGCCACCUGCCAGGGUACCUGAACGCAGACCAUGCCCAGUCCUGGCCCUCCAUCAAUUUGUGGAUGGAGACGGAGGAGAACGAUGCCCGGAGCUGCCCGCUGUGUCAGCUGACCUUCCCCACUGGUUACCCUGACGACGCCCUCAUCAAACACAUUGACACGCACCUGGAGAACAGCAAGAUCUAACCGUUCCCCCCCAGACACAGAUCAACUUACCCUGCCAAACUCUAACCUAAACCAUUACCAGGAAAACACAAAACUGACCUUAGUGUCCAGAGGCGACUUCGUCCUACUCCAGUCUGCUUCUGCUUCGAGUCAUGACUAUCCACCUGCUGAAAAAUAUGGGAUUUACAAUGGGCUCACCCUCAAUAAAAAUGACAGCAUCACCAUUGCGGAUCCCCUUUGCAAUAUGGCACUCUAGGGUAACAGACUGCAUCUACUGAAUCAUCCAUCUAAAUGUAGCGGUGAUACUGUCAAGCCCCUAGUCGUUUUCUAAACUGGAAAGUUUCCUUACCUCUGUAUGACAAUGUUAGUUUAGGGCUAUAACCAGGGCCAGUGCUGUUUCUAAAUGCUCCCUUUCUCUCCCAUGUUAUCAGGUAUGGUCUUUGACAUGGUUACCUCGCACUGUUUUUAAAACCAUCAAUAAUGGGUCACACCCCAACUACAUGCUUGAUCAUAAAUUACUCUCCAUCAAACCAGAAUGAACUCUUCACCCAGACUUUCAGGGCAUAUUCAUAACUGAGGUACACAGCACUUGUUUUAGAAUUUAGUUCUAAUGGAAUUUGAUGAAAACCAAUCUUUAAAUUGAUGAAUGAUAGUAUCUCACGUGUCUUUGUAAAAUGAAAUGAAAUAACAUGAAGUCCAGGAUGACAAAGAGGAUGGUGAUAAUAGCUCAAAAUAGUUGAGCUAAUGGCAGUGUGUCAAGGACCCUAAAACAGGGAUAGGAUGGACCACUAUAGGUACCGCAUAAGAAACUCCUUUGUAUGUUGACAUUCAGGGAUUUAUGAUAUUUUACCAGUGAAUAAAACUAGGGUAAUAACAGGCUGAAGAUGGUCUGGUUUGUAGGAGCUGUACAGUGAUUCCAGGCUGUUCUCCAUGGAUGAUUCAUGAAUCUCAGAAUACUGAAGCUUUACAUGCAGUCAUCCCUGAUACAUGCCUACAGGUUGUCAUUACAAUUCACAGCAACACAUUUAAUUCCCAACGGAUAUGAAUUGGACAGAUCCAGAACAUCAGCUGAUUCAACUCAGCCAGUUCUCAAAUUCGCACAGCAAUCAAGAUGAUCCAAAGACACUGGAGGGGAAUCUACCAUCAGUAUGUUGUCUUACGUCAGUUCAGUCGGCACUGAUCAGUCGGUUAAGGGACAAGCAUCGCGCAGUAGUGACGCCACCCGUCGGAAGACAAUGCCAUUAGUAUAGAUACCAUAGAAGGUAACACUGCAAUCAACCACAAUAAAACUGCUGGAUCGCUUCUGGGGAACACCAAGACACUCCACCAAUGAGAUGGAACAGUACUGGGAUACAUGAAUGGCAUCAUAGAGAUAAAUGAAUGACAUUUGAAUAUUGACAUAAACCCAUGUUCACACAUUGCAUUUCAACACACUACAGAAUUCCUUUUCUGAAUAUUUUUUUCCUUCUGUAGAAUCAUGACACUUCGUUUACUCUUUAUAGUCAUCUUUCGGGUUUCCUGUAAUGCAAAUAAUAAAAAUCUAAAUGUUAAAAUGA
Coregonus clupeaformis (lake whitefish) is the source of this 3624-nucleotide messenger RNA. Its product is annotated as TANK-binding kinase 1-binding protein 1-like. Gene Ontology annotation, biological process: canonical NF-kappaB signal transduction. Gene Ontology annotation, cellular component: cytoplasm. The transcript is spliced from 12 exons. The record is from RefSeq and is a predicted model, not a curated record. Bases 188 to 2089 code for a protein of 633 amino acids. Lineage: Eukaryota; Metazoa; Chordata; Actinopteri; Salmoniformes; Salmonidae.